This is a messenger RNA of Phodopus roborovskii (desert hamster), 1103 nucleotides long. It is a transcript of the gene Spata22, whose product is annotated as spermatogenesis associated 22. Bases 18 to 1103 code for a protein of 361 amino acids. The transcript has 8 exons. The record is from RefSeq and is a predicted model, not a curated record. Lineage: Eukaryota; Metazoa; Chordata; Mammalia; Rodentia; Cricetidae. Gene Ontology annotation, biological process: homologous chromosome pairing at meiosis; regulation of meiotic cell cycle; meiotic DNA repair synthesis.
CAUUGGUGCUGAAGAAAAUGAAGAGAAACCUAAAUGAAAAUUCAGCCCGAAGUACAGCAGGCUGUUUGCCUGUGCCAUUGUUCAAUCAGAAAAAGAGGAACAGACAGCCAUUAACUUCUAAUCCACUUCAGAAUGAUCCAGGUUUCAGUACUAUUUCUGACAGUUAUGGUUCCUCUCCUCUACCAACAGAUUGGACAUGGGAAGUUAUGAAUCCAGAGGUGACUCCUUUAAAGAAAACAGUGAAUACAGGGCAAAUACCAGCUUCUGCUUCUUAUCCCCUGAAAAGUCAAGAUUCUGUGCCUAAAUCUAUUCAGUCAAAUGUUGAAAGAAGCCAAAGUGGUUGGGGCUACAGAGGUGACAACAGAAAUACCAGCUUGAGAACUUGGGAUAAAAAUGAUUUCCGACCUCAGCAUAAAACAGCAAGCCCAGCCCCAAACAGUGAAUUCAAUUCUUGUGCAGUGAAUUUGGGAACUCAAGGGCAGAAACAGUUAAGAACACCUGAAUUUCCUGCCUUUCAUGGACACAAAGAAACUGAAGCACUCAGACAAACAUGCUUAUCAAAACUGCCUGGCUCUGCAGUGAAAGGCCCAGAGAGAGCCAGUGCACUGCAGGCAUUUAAGCCCAGUUUUCAACAAAAUCAAUUUAAGAAAACAGUGUUGGGUGACACUCCAGGAGAAAAUGCUCUGAAGGAAGCCCCCUUCCGUCAGUUAAAGGCCAAAGAUAAUUCUUUAAGGAUCAUUUCUGCAGUCAUUGAAAGCAUGAGGUACUGGCGUGCACAAGUACAGAAAACUGUACUUCUUUUUGAAAUAUUGGCUGUCCUGGAUUCAGCUGUCACACCUGGCCCACAGUAUUCAAAGACUUUUCUCAUGAGAGAUGGGAAAAAUACUCUUCCAUGUGUAUUUUAUGAAAUUGAUCGUGAACUUCCAAGACUGAUCAGAGGCCGAGUUCACAGGUGUGUUGGACACUACGACCCAGACAAGAACAUUUUCAAGUGUGUUUCUGUUAGACCAGCAUCUGCUUCUGAACAAAAGACUUUCCAAGCAUUUGUUACAAUUGUGGAUGCUGAGAUGAAGUAUUAUACUAAAGUAGUAAAUGAAAUGUAA